AUGCCUGAGGUUAAGAAGUAUGAGAUAACAGAGCCAUGGCUCAAAACCCACUGCGCCCUAGGCGAAGGUCCUUUCUGGGAAGAGGAUAGGAACAGCAUCCGCUUCCUCGAUGUCGAAAAGCAAACCGUUAUGCGUGUCGACCUUGCAAAGGGUCCCUCGAGCUUCAAAACCAUCAAGAACUACGACAUCUCUAUCGGCUGCACCGCCGACAUCGAAGGCAACGACGCGGAAUUCGUCUUCGCCGGCAAGUACGGCUUCGGCGUCGCCAACAAAGAAACCGGCGAAUACCGCUGGCUGAAAAAGGUCUGGUCCUCGGACGAAAUCAGCGCAAACAAGCACGAAAUCUUCCGUGGCAACGACGGCGCCGUGGAUUCCCAAGGUAGGUUCUGGGCGGGCUUCAUGUUCGACCCUCUGGUCUCGGACAUGCGAUCAGACGGUGCGGUAUUCCGCCUCAACCCAGACUUGAGUCUCGACCGGCCCAUGGAUGACAUUUGCAUCCCCAACGGCACCACGUGGAACAAGCAGGACGACAUUUUGUAUUUUGCGGAUAGCCCGUCAAAGACAAUUUUCCAGUUCGACUACGAUGCCAAGACGGGCGAGAUCAAGAAUAGGCGGCCGUACUUUGUUAUGCCAGAGGAUAACCGGUAUGGAGAGGAUGCAGUCCCGGAUGGCCAUUGUCUGGAUGAGGAGGGUUACAUGUGGACGGCGCUGCAUGGCGGGUCCUCCGUCCUGCGGAUUUCGCCCCAGGGCGAGAUUGUAGCGGAGAUCAAGGUGCCAACGAGCCAGCCGACGUGUCCUUGCUUUGUGGGCGAGGAGCUGUUCAUUACUAGUGCUGGUGGUACGAGCGGCGAGAAUGGUGGCCCCAUUGACGAGUUUGCUGGGUGCUGCUUUAAGAUUAAUGUGGGUUUGCGGGGGCUCAAGAAGUUCAAGUUCAAGGGCGGGGAAAAGAUUGAGGGUGGGAAGCUGAAUGGACAGGUUGUUGCUGAGUAG
This is a messenger RNA of Bipolaris maydis ATCC 48331, 990 nucleotides long. Its product is annotated as SMP-30/Gluconolaconase/LRE-like region-domain-containing protein. Gene Ontology annotation, biological process: L-ascorbic acid biosynthetic process. The record is from RefSeq and is a predicted model, not a curated record. Gene Ontology annotation, molecular function: gluconolactonase activity; calcium ion binding. NCBI's taxonomy places the organism in Eukaryota, Fungi, Ascomycota, Dothideomycetes, Pleosporales, Pleosporaceae.